This is a messenger RNA of Acanthosepion pharaonis, 1122 nucleotides long. Lineage: Eukaryota; Metazoa; Mollusca; Cephalopoda; Sepiida; Sepiidae. The record is from the annotation of a GenBank genome assembly.
AUGGAAGAACUUUUUUCCUUUGGGACUUUGAAUCGUUUCUCUCCUUCUCUAUCUCUCUCUCUCUCUCUCUCUCUCUCUCUCUCUCUCUCGCGCUCUCUCUCUCUCUUUCUCUCUCUUUCUCUCUCUCUCUCUCGGCGACGGAACAUUGCAGACAACACUGACGCAACAAUUUCUGCUGUGAUUGUUUACGGACCAGACGAUUCCUUUGACGCAAUCAUUGUUACUUACGGUCCUUUUUUUCCCUCCUUGAUUAAUUCCUUCCUUCCUUCCUUCCUUCCUUCCUUCCUUCCUUCCUUCCUUCCUUCCUUCCUUCAUUCAUUCAUUCCAUCAUUCAUUCCUUCUUUCCUUCCUUUUUUCUUUAUUCAUUCAUUCAUUCCAUCGUUCAUUCAUUCUUUCUUUCCUUUCUUUCUUCAUUCAUUCAUUCCAUCAUUCAUUCUUUCCUUUAUUUCUUUCUUUCUUUUUUCAUUCAUUCAUUCCAUCAUUCAUUCAUUCUUUCCUUUCUUUCUUUCUUUCUUUCUUCAUUCAUUCAUUCCAUCAUUCAUUCAUUCUUUCCUUUCUUUCUUUCUUUCUUUCUUUCUUCAUUCAUUCAUUCCAUCAUUCAUUCUUUCCUUUCUUUCUUUCUUUUUUCAUUCAUUCAUUCCAUCAUUCAUUCUUUCCUUUCUUUCUUUCUUUCUUUCUUUCUUCAUUCAUUCAUUCCAUCAUUCAUUCAUUCUUUUCUUUCUUUCUUCAUUGAUUCAUUCCAUCAUUCAUUCCUUCUUUCCUUUCUUUCUUUCUUUCUUUCUUCAUUCAUUCAUUUAUCCCUUUCUUUAUUCCUUUCAACCUUCCUUUAUUGUCACCUGUAUUUACUUGAGGCCCCUCGGGUUUCGAAGCCCGGCACAUUUGUGCCAGCGGAUCUCUCUCUCUCUCUCUCUCUCUCUCUCUCUCUCUCUGUCACUGACUCCAUAUGUCCAUAGCCGUUAUUCUUUACUUGCUGGAAGGAUGCAGAGGCGAAUAGAUGAUAGGCCACUGCGUGCAUUUUCUCGUUCCUCGUUUGCAAAGUUAUCCUUUUCUCGUCUUUAUUCACUUGCCGCUGUUCAGUAUACAAAUAUGGCCGAGGGCGGGAAGGACGGAUUUACACCGUGA